Dermacentor silvarum is the source of this 1400-nucleotide messenger RNA. It is a transcript of the gene Rpn8, whose product is annotated as 26S proteasome non-ATPase regulatory subunit 7. The transcript is spliced from 7 exons. Gene Ontology annotation, molecular function: metallopeptidase activity; protein binding. Lineage: Eukaryota; Metazoa; Arthropoda; Arachnida; Ixodida; Ixodidae. Gene Ontology annotation, biological process: proteasome-mediated ubiquitin-dependent protein catabolic process. Bases 115 to 1056 code for a protein of 313 amino acids. The record is from RefSeq and is a predicted model, not a curated record. Gene Ontology annotation, cellular component: proteasome complex; proteasome regulatory particle.
AGUCAGUCCUGGUGCUUGAACGAAUGUAGGUGGCGUCGAAAGUGCCUUGCUGCUCCGGCUGAAAAUUUGCGCCUUGUCAGCGAUUGUUUUUAACAGAAAUUGACGCUAGAAAUCAUGACUGGCACAGAUCUUGCAGUCUCGAAGGUUGUGGUGCAUCCGCUGGUCCUCCUCAGCGUUGUGGAUCAUUUUAAUCGCAUGGGAAAGAUCGGCCACCAAGAAAGAGUUGUCGGCAUCUUACUCGGCUCCUGGAAAGAAAAGGGUGUUUUGGACGUUUCUAACAGCUUUGCUGUUCCUUUCGACGAAGAUGACAAAGACAAGACUGUCUGGUUUCUGGACCACGACUACCUCGAAAACAUGUAUUCUAUGUUCAAGAAGGUGAACGCCCGGGAACGUAUUGUUGGCUGGUACCACACUGGCCCAAAUUUGCACCCCAGCGAUAUCCCUAUCAACGAGCUGGUGCGAAGGUACUGCAGCACUUCUGUGCUUGUCAUCAUUGAUGCUCAGCUGCUCUCUAUUGGUCUACCCACGGAAGCAUACAUAGCUGUUGAGGAAGUUCACGAUGAUGGCACUCCGACCACCAAGACGUUCGAGCAUGUACCCAGUGAAAUUGGAGCAGAGGAAGCUGAGGAGGUUGGGGUUGAGCAUUUACUUCGUGACAUCAAAGACACCACCUUGGGCACUCUCUCACAGAGGAUAACCAACCAACUGAUGGGCUUGAAAGGACUUCAAGGCCAGGUGCACCACAUAAGAGAAUAUCUCGAGCAGGUGGUAGUGGGUACACUGCCAGUCAACCACACCAUCAUCUACCAGCUACAGGACAUAUUCAACUUGCUCCCCGACGUGGGUCUCCAAGACUUUGUCAAGUCUCUUUAUAUUAAGACAAAUGACCAGAUGUUAGUUGUGUACUUGGCAUCCUUGGUGCGCUCUGUGGUGGCCCUACAUAACCUCAUCAACAACAAGAUCACUAACCGUGAUGCUGAGAAAAAGGAGUCAACAAAAAAGGAUGAGCCAAAGGAAAAGAAACCUGAAGAGAAAAAGAAAGAAGUCAAGGCGUGAGCCACCCGUUUUUGAGCAGCUGGCCUCCUCAUGCUCCUACUUGGAUUGGCUGCCUCCUGGCACAUCCACGUGGCGACCAAGCCUCAUAGGAAUGGUCUACAGGAUGAUAGAGCCAAGUGGCUUCCUGCUCAUAAGCGUUGCACAAGAGUAAAAAAUUAAGCACCCAGCGCGACGCCUGAUUGCGUGCUUCUUGCUUCUUCUAGGCUUCCAGCUCUAGUGCCUGCUGCUAGGCACGCCCAUCAUCCUACUACAUUGAAAACGUCCAAGAAAAAUUUGCAGUUGAGAGCAAGUUGGGAUCAGCCACUUCUUGCAAGAAAGUAUUAAAUUGUACUUUGGGCAUUGUG